Molecule: messenger RNA, 741 nt
Organism: Paramecium sonneborni
Lineage: Eukaryota; Ciliophora; Oligohymenophorea; Peniculida; Parameciidae
Source: the annotation of a GenBank genome assembly
AUGUCAUAUAGUUACAGCUUUAAACUUAUAUUGAUAGGUGAUUCAAGUUUUUAUAAAAUAUAUUCUAUUUAGGUGUUGGUAAAUCUUGUCUUGUUAAGCAAUGCAAUAGUAAAUGCAUAAAAAAUAACGAUGUCACUAUUUGUAUGGAAAUCAGUACAAGCAUUAUAAUGUUGGAAGAUUAGAGUAUUUAACUACAAAUUUGGGAUACAGUAUUUUUUAAAUCUAUAUUAAAUAGGCAGGAUCAGAGACUUACAGGUCGAUUACUCGUUCUUAUUAUCGAUCCACUGCUGGUGUAAUAAUAGUCUAUGAUAUCACUAAUAAAGAAUCCUUUAAAAAUGUUUCUCAAUGGUUUGAAGAUGUUAAGGAACAUGGAAAUAAUCCUCAAAUGACUUUUACUAUUGUUGGUAAUAAAAGCGAUUUAGAAGCAGAGUAAAUUAUCUAUUCCUAAUCUUUAGUCGACAAGUUUCAAAAGGAGAAGCAAUAACAUUUGCAAGAAAUAAUGACAUGGAAUUUAUAGAAGUGAGUGCUUUGAUCGGGAAUUAUGUAGAAGAUGUAUUUCUUAAGACUGCCAAAUAAAUUUUAGAAAAAAUUAAUAAGAAUGAAAUCGACCCAUAAAAUGAAAUUCAUGGAAUCAAAAUUGGAAGAGAAAAUGGAAUUGAUGAUUCUUUUAUUAGUAAUAAUAAUAAUACUCAAUAAUUAUAAUCAAAAUCAAAAGAUUAGGAAAAAAAAAGCUGUUGUUGA